CGAUAGCGGACUAUCAGUACGCGAGGAGUCGUUGCAACAGCUGAUUUAUAAAGUGGAAAAUAUUAUUUUUUUAAUUGCUCAAAAGUGAAAGAAAACAAAAUGGGUGCCAAAUUUCCUUUCUCAAUGGAGAAUAUCCCGAGACAGAAGCGUUUCGGUUGCUUCUCGCUGAAAAUUGGAUCAGUUUUUUCGGCGCUUGUUAUUAUAAUUUAUUCUGUGAUGGCUAUAGCUCAAUGCCUGGCGAUACUAAACGUGCUGCCAUCAAACCUGUCGCAAGAUGAGUCAGAAAUCAUUGCGUCGUACGGUGUCAUUAUUCUCAUCACUGUCAUCCAUGUCACCACUUUUGUCAUCACUUCGCUUAUGCUUGUUGGAGUGUUACGGGAGAAAGCAAACUUAAUCCGUCCAUGGCUGGUAUGGACGACUGUGCAAGUGAUGACGUCAGUUCUCAUGUUCAUCUUCUGGAGUACGCUCAACGUGAUCAUACAUUCCGGAGACAACUCCUUGAUACUUUACGUAUUAGAGUUCUUGGGACUUACACUUCGUUUCUACAUGUUGAUGUUAGUGGCCAGUUACUACAAGCAGUUAGAAGAUGAGAAAGAUGAAACGGAACGACUAAGAAAUAUUAUAAACCAUGAUAUGUGGUAUAGUGCAGCGUGAAACGGAAAUAUGGCCGCCGUACACGGAUAGCUUCAAGUAGAUGACGUGACGUACUUCCAAUAAGUUUUAGCGGCGAGUAAAAACUCUGUCCGUAUUGGUAACGUCAAUUGAAUGUUGAAACUGUACGUGUAUGGUGGCUUUUAUAUUUUUAUUAUUGUGAUACUAUAUUGUAAAUGAAAAUCCAAUUUUGUAUGGGUUUGGGAUUAUAAGAACCAAUUUUUC
This is a messenger RNA of Papilio xuthus (Asian swallowtail), 876 nucleotides long. RefSeq lists its product as uncharacterized. NCBI's taxonomy places the organism in Eukaryota, Metazoa, Arthropoda, Insecta, Lepidoptera, Papilionidae. The coding region runs from base 100 to 654 and encodes 184 amino acids. The record is from RefSeq and is a predicted model, not a curated record. The transcript has 5 exons.